Molecule: messenger RNA, 660 nt
Organism: Puccinia graminis f. sp. tritici CRL 75-36-700-3
Lineage: Eukaryota; Fungi; Basidiomycota; Pucciniomycetes; Pucciniales; Pucciniaceae
Exons: 2
Coding region: 1-660 (219 amino acids)
Source: RefSeq, a predicted model, not a curated record
AUGGAUGAUAAGAACAACCCCGAAUUGAGCAAUCCUCUUCCAGGCGAAGAUAAAGGAAAGACCACUCGCCCUACUACUGCUCUUGAAAAAACGGAAAAAGCAAGACGAGCCCUGGCUGCCAAACGCAAUAAGCUAAAAGCCGGACAAAACUUUAAAGCCGCUCAAGAUCACGCCUUAUCGAUUUCCAACGCUUUAUCAAAAAUCAAGAUAACCAGUAAUCUCAAUGAAUCCAACUUCCCGAACUGGUCAACUCAAAUCGUCGGCAACUUGAGAUCUCUCGGCUUAGCUGAACUCAUGCUAGAAGAUGAAGAAACUGAGGACGUUGGUGAAUUCUCACUUGUCGAAAAACGAUGCAUAGUCGAAUUUUUGUUUGGACGAAUGGACGAGACUAACUCACAAAGAUUCCGAGCCGCCUAUGAGGAAGAAGUCCAGUACCCUCUAGAGAUUGUACCUAGGUACCUCUACAGGUACCCCCUGACUUCCCUACCAAAAAUCAAAAUGAUGGUGGCCUUCUACUCCAAGAACUCCAAGAUCCAAGAAGGUACCUUGGCUGCAUGGAAACAGGGACUCAAGGAUACGAAGAAGUCUAACAAAAAAUCAGAAAGGAAGGUGAUGGUUUUGGAUGACAAUAAGAUUCUUCCAAUUAGUUAUAAGUUGUAG